Ostreobium quekettii is the source of this 483-nucleotide messenger RNA. Lineage: Eukaryota; Viridiplantae; Chlorophyta; Ulvophyceae; Bryopsidales; Ostreobiaceae. The record is from the annotation of a GenBank genome assembly.
AUGCUGCGGUCUCUCCGAGGAUUGUUUAGGGCACUGAGGGACUUCGGGAAGCCGGAACUGGAAGAACUCGAGAAGCAUGCUUUGGAGCUCAAGCAGCAGCUGCAAGAUCUGAAGGAGUUCAAACGUGCCCGUGAAGAAUGGUCUGAGAAUGCAACAAAGCAGCUCAUCAGGGGAGCGCUGGAGGCGCACAGGGCCAUCGAAGCCAAGAGAGAGCUCCGAGAGAUGCAGAUGCGUGAGGUGUUCAGCAAACUUGAGAGCGAGGUGACUGAGGAGAUCGUGCACAAGGCGUCACAGCUGACUGCUGAGGAAAUGGAGAAACUAUUGAAGGAAGCGCUCAGUCCUGCAUCCCUGGAUAGGAAGAUUGAUGAGGCUCUGAGCGCCACCAAGAAUGAAGCGUGUGAGUCGAAGGUGUCAGUACCAUCGCCAGACCCAGAUGCGGCAAACAGCAAGGCGGCACCAGACAUACCAACGGGGGGCAGCUGA